CUGCCCGACGGACAGCUCCUCGGAGACCUGCCCGAAGGAGCAAAAAGGCGGAGGGGGAAAGAGAAAGGCUCUCCACUCCACCAUGCAGGAUGAAAUUCUGUUGACUCCCUGGAGGGACUUUCCUGUCAAAGACACGGACCCAUUUGCCCCCCCGGAUGAAGAUAAGUGGGAUUUUGUCCUGGUAAGCAACAUCCACGAAGUGGGAAGCGAGAAGGAGAUCAAGAGGAAGAAGUUCCUGGAUGAGCUGAGCAAGAAGGGGUUUGCCAUCAAGAAAAUUGAGGACAAGAAGCUAUUUUAUGGAGUCCGUGCCCCAAAACAGAUCUUCCAGAAAUAUCAGUGGCUCUUGAGGAACCCCGACAGCAGGCUGCAAAACUGCGAUGUCCAUCAUGACAUACCAGUGACCACCAGGAUACGGAUCGUGAACUUCAUCCUGCAGAACACAAUGACGCCUGACCUCGAGAAGCUGGAUGACCUGAUAAAGAAGAAGGUCUUUGAGGCAGCGUUUCCCCUGCACGAGAAAGAAGAAGUAAGGGAAUUCCUAAAGGAGAAAUGGUUUAACUGGAGAGAUAUAUUUUGCGAACAGCGGAUUGAGAAGAUCAGGUGCUAUUUUGGUGAGAAGGUGGCCUUGUACUUUGCCUGGCUGGGCUGGUACACUCACCUGCUGGGAAUCGCUGCAGUGGCUGGACUGGUGGUCUUCGUGGCUGGGAUUACUGUUUUCAACUCCAGCCAGGUGAGCAAGGAGAUCUGUGAAGCCAGUAACACCAUCAUGUGCCCACUCUGCGACCAGAAGUGCCCAUUCUGGCUCCUCUCUGACACCUGCACCUAUGCCAGGGUCACUCACAUGAUUGACAACGAAGGGACGGUUUUGUUUGCCAUGUUCAUGGCGAUCUGGGCCACUGUGUUCCUGGAGCUGUGGAAGAGGAAGAGAGCCAACGUGGUCACUGACUGGGACCUGUACAGGUGGGAUGAGGAAGAGGAGGAGCUGGCUAUGGAGCUGAUCAAUAAUUUGCAACACGAACCCCGGCGGUACCAGCACUCCUACUUCCGCAGCACCAUCAUGCUCCUCUUGGUUCUGGUGAUGAUUGCCGUGCUGAUCGGCAUCGCCCACGCGCUCAUCAUUUACCGGGUGAUAGCAACGGCUCUCUUCACCCAGAGCGACUUCGAGUUCCUCCACGAGCAGGCCAACACGAUGGCAGUGAUGACAGGGGCCAUACUGCACUACGUCACCAUCGUCAUCAUGACCAAGGUCAACAGGCACGUGGCCCUCUAUCUCUGUGACCUGGAGAAACCACGGACCUUCUCCCAGCGUGAGAACAACUUCACCGUGAAGAUCUUCACCUUCCAGUUCUUCACAAACUUCUCUUCACUCAUCUACAUAGCCUUUUUCCUGGGACGGAUCAACGGCCAUCCAGGGAAUUACGUGCGCAUUGCUGGCAAGUGGAGGCUGGAAGAGUGCCACCCCAGCGGCUGCAUCACCGACCUCUUCAUCCAGAUGGCCAUCAUUAUGCUGCUCAAGCAGACCAUCAGCAACGUGGCGGAGUAUCUCAUCCCCUGGAUAGCCCACAAGCUACGCAAGAAGCAGCAGCGCCCCAAGAAGAGAAGCAUGAUAUUAGGAGAGGAGGAGGAGGAGGCCGAGGACCCCUGCAAAAGGCAGUGGCUGAGCAACUAUCAACUCAAGGAGGUCAACAUCUUCAGCUUGUUUGACGAAUUCUUGGAGAUGGUGAUCCAGUACAGCUUCACCACCAUUUUCGUCGCUGCCUUUCCCCUUGCCCCGCUGCUGGCAUUCUUCAACAACCUCUUCGAGAUCCGCCUGGAUGCUAUCAAGAUGAUGCGGCUGCACCAGCGCAUGGUGCCCAGGAAGGCCAAUGACAUCGGAAUCUGGCUGCAGGUCUUGGAGGCUGUCGGCAUCCUAGCUGUCAUUGGGAAUGGACUGGUGAUUGCCAUCACAUCCGACUUCAUUCCCGUGCAGGUCUACAAGUACACAUACAGCCCCUGCAUGAUGGAAAACAGCACUAGCGUGGACUGCUCGACCGGCUACAUCAACCACAGCCUCUCCGUCUUCCGUAUUCAGGACUUCGAGCCGUACACAAAGCUGCCCGAAAUGCUGCCAGGCUUUCUCAGCAACGAGAUCAAGGAGUGCAGGUACCGGGAUUACAGGAACGCCGAUGACUACAGCUACACGGUCCAGUUCUGGCACAUCUUUGCAGCCCGGCUUGCCUUCCUCAUCCUCUUUGAGCACGUGGCUCUGUGCGUCAAACUGAUUGCAGCCUGGUACAUCCCUGAUGUCCCCCAGUCGGUUAAGAAUCAAUUUCUGGACAGAAAACACAGCAACCUUCGUAAAGACCUGAGCAUGAUGGAGUACUCCACCGAGGUGUAGCCACCGCUCACCGAGGAGAAUGAGAAACACGGACUUGAGCCCCCCUCC
Aquila chrysaetos chrysaetos is the source of this 2425-nucleotide messenger RNA. RefSeq names its product anoctamin 9 (gene ANO9). The transcript is spliced from 24 exons. Lineage: Eukaryota; Metazoa; Chordata; Aves; Accipitriformes; Accipitridae. Gene Ontology annotation, cellular component: plasma membrane. Bases 83 to 2377 code for a protein of 764 amino acids. Gene Ontology annotation, biological process: chloride transmembrane transport. Gene Ontology annotation, molecular function: chloride channel activity; protein dimerization activity. The record is from RefSeq and is a predicted model, not a curated record.